Messenger RNA from Myzus persicae (green peach aphid), 417 nucleotides. RefSeq names its product 52 kDa repressor of the inhibitor of the protein kinase-like. The record is from RefSeq and is a predicted model, not a curated record. Bases 1 to 417 code for a protein of 138 amino acids. The transcript is spliced from 3 exons. Gene Ontology annotation, molecular function: protein dimerization activity. NCBI's taxonomy places the organism in Eukaryota, Metazoa, Arthropoda, Insecta, Hemiptera, Aphididae.
AUGGAGUUUACCGAUAAAGAUAAAACAGAAUUUCAAAAAUUAGUUGAUCUGUAUUCGCCUAUUAUCGAUAAACACAAUGUUUUGGCUGAACUCAAAAUGUGGAAACUAAAAUUAGCUUCAAGCUGUGAAAGUUUAACAAAAAAUGGAUUAGAAGCUUUACAAAACUGCGAUAAAGAUAUUUAUCCAAACAUCCAUUUUUUGUUUAAAAUAUUAGUUACUUUGCCUGUUUCUACAGCUACACUAGAACGGAGCUUUUCUACAUUAAAACGUUUAAAAUCCUAUUGUAGAAAUUCAAUGAAUGAGGAACGUCUUAACGGACUAGCACUUUUAUCAGUUCAUCGGACAAUAGACAUAAAUAUUAAUGAAGUAAUUGAUGAACUGGCAACUAAACAGAGAAAACUUGAUUUUGUAUUAUAA